This is a messenger RNA of Ilyonectria robusta, 798 nucleotides long. RefSeq lists its product as uncharacterized. Lineage: Eukaryota; Fungi; Ascomycota; Sordariomycetes; Hypocreales; Nectriaceae. Bases 1 to 798 code for a protein of 265 amino acids. The transcript has 2 exons. The record is from RefSeq and is a predicted model, not a curated record.
AUGUCAGCCUUCAAGAAGAUCCCGAAGAGCAUCUUGAUCUUCGGGGCAGCCGGCCAUGUCGGCCGUCCUCUCGCUGAGUUCUUGACUCGCGAGUCGCCUGCGACUACACUACACCUUGCGACAAGCAGUCCCGGGAAGCGAGAGCUACUUCAGCGUGCAUUUCCUAACGCACAUGUCGUCGAUGCAGACUACAGUGACACUGCAUCCCUCUCGCGCGCGCUCAAAGAUAUCGAAGGCGUCUUCGUUAUCACACCAGGCGGCAUGUCUGAAGCACCAGCAAUGACCAAUCUUGUAUCCGCUCUCAAGGGGCAAACCAGCCUCAUCCAAGUGAUCCGCCUGGUUGGAGUUUUCCCAGAGCUGGCCCCGAGCCGACAAAUGGCGCCCGUCUUGUCGUCAAAGACCUUCAUUUGGCCAGAACAUCGGGUGCCUUUUAUUGACCCUCGGGAUAUUGGUGAAGUUGCUGGGAGACUGUUCCUGUCAGAUAAUGCAAAACACAUUGGCGCAUUCCAUACAAUGAACAACGGUCAGGACUGGUUGACAUUCCAAGAGGUUACUGGCAUCCUCAGCGAGGUAUUGGGAGAAGAAAUCAGGUACGAUGGAAGCUACGAAGCCUUUUCUGAGUUCUACGGUCCAAAGAUGGGACCGCUCUCGGACCUCCUAUGGAACUUCUUCAAGUUUGAGGAAGCAAAUGAAGUCAACUGGGCUUUGAACAAUUUUGUUGAGAGAACACUCGGGCGAAAGCCUACGAGCGUGAGGGAUUGGAUUGUAGAACAUAAAGACAAACUUAUGAAAAGAUAG